Messenger RNA from Trichechus manatus latirostris (Florida manatee), 1878 nucleotides. It is a transcript of the gene ARHGDIB, whose product is annotated as Rho GDP dissociation inhibitor beta. NCBI's taxonomy places the organism in Eukaryota, Metazoa, Chordata, Mammalia, Sirenia, Trichechidae. Bases 778 to 1380 code for a protein of 200 amino acids. Gene Ontology annotation, biological process: Rho protein signal transduction. The transcript is spliced from 5 exons. Gene Ontology annotation, cellular component: membrane; cytosol; cytoplasm. Gene Ontology annotation, molecular function: Rho GDP-dissociation inhibitor activity; protein binding. The record is from RefSeq and is a predicted model, not a curated record.
CCAUAAUUCAAAGGUAUCAGUUCUUCUUCAGUCUUCCUUAUUCAUUGUCCAGCUUUCACAUGUAUAUGAGGUAAUUGAAAAUACCAUGGCUUGGAUCAGUCCAAAUACAUCAAUCAAUGAAUACUUUAGUGACUGAAUUAUGCUAAGUGUUGUGGGGGAUUCGAGAGAAACAUAUAAUUCACUAUCUGCCUUUAAGGAGCUAUUAGCAAUGUUGGAUGUGGACCAUUCUGACACCUUAUUCAGGUAUCAUAGAGGUCUACAGUUUCUCAUGAGUGGCCUUUUAGGUGUUGCAGGAGUUCAGGGAAAGAUUCAAUUAAUGGGAAGAAGCAAACCAUUCCUUUGGCAGGUACUUUGCUUUUUCUCUUUAAACCAUCAUAACUGGGAUUGUACAUGCUGAGAACUUUGACAUUAGCAAGACUGGCUGGAUUUCAAAGACUGUGACAAUUUCUAUAACUCUUUAAAUAGGGGCUAUUGGUUCAUUGUUCAGGAACUGCUUGUGUUAUGUUGCUUCACUUGUACUAUAUUAUUCACAAAUUAGUUAUUUCUUUCUUGUCAGUUUUACUCAGUGAUAGGAGAUACUCAUCACAAUACAGAAAAUGACUGGAAUACAUUAUAUUCUUAUUUCAUGAAAAAUAAUGAGGUUGAAUUAGGGAAAAUCACUGAAGAUUAUGAAACUCCAUUAAAGUAAAGAUAGUGCUAACAGCGAUUCCAGAAACAUCCUUCACAUCCACUGGCUUUUGGCUAAUGGACUAUCUUCUCUGUCUGAAAUAGAUCAAGAUGACUGAAAAUGACCCAGAACCACACCUGGAGGAGGAUGUUGAUGAACUGGACGGCAAGCUCAAUUACAAGCCUCCACCUCAGAAGUCCCUGAAAGAGCUACAAGAGAUGGACAAAGAUGAUGAAAGUUUAGCCAAGUACAAGAAAACACUGUUGGGGGAUGGUCCUGUGGUAGCAGACCCAACUGCCCCCAAUGUUACGGUCACCCGGCUAACCCUGGUGUGUGAUAGUGCCCCAGGACCAAUCACAAUGGACCUCACCGGGGAUCUUGAAGCCCUCAAAAAAGAAACCUUUGUGCUAAAGGAAGGUGUUGAAUAUAAAGUCAAAAUUCACUUCAAAGUGAACAAGGAUAUUGUGUCAGGCCUGAAAUACGUUCAGCACACCUACCGGACUGGAAUGAAAGUGGAUAAAGCAGCAUUUAUGGUUGGCAGCUAUGGGCCUCGACCUGAGGAAUAUGAGUUCCUGACUCCAGCUGAGGAGGCUCCGAAGGGCCUGCUGGCCCGGGGCACCUACCACACCAAGUCCUUCUUCACUGAUGACGACAAGCACAACCACCUUACCUGGGAGUGGAACCUGUCCAUUAAGAAGGACUGGACAGAAUGAGACCAUCUGCCCACCCCUUUCCCCACCUUUGCCACCUAGAAGGACCCUUUCAGUCAUGUUUAUCCCCCAUCCCUUCUCACUGUUCACAGCUGGGCUCUGUCCCAAUGCUCCCCAUAUUAUCUUAUUGAAGUAUCGUAUCCCAUUCAGUCUCACAAAGCAGUCCCUAGUACAAGAGGCUUAAAACCCAAGCUUAAACCCUGCCCACUCCCUCUGAUCCCCCACUGGGGUCAGAUCUUCCAAGUUCUCCAUCUCAAAACAUAAUCAUUUAAUGUUCUCCUGUCUUAUUCCCGUUUGAGCAACCAGAGGCCAGGAAAUGGACCAACUCACUAACAAUCCUUUGGCCUAAGGUUCCAGUAGCUCCUUCCCAUCCCUGCAUUCUGUUGUGGUUGCUGCUGGCUCAAGGAAGGUCCCUAAUCAUGUUCUCUUUCAGUUGGGGCUCUCCUUUUGUGGGAGACACUGUAAAAAGCACAACAGAAUAAGAAUAAAACAAAAGCUGUA